GCCCCCAAAUAUGUCCUGUAUUUGCCAAUAUUUUGCGCCUGUCUCGGACAGCGGCGUGGAUCAAGUGGAGGCCUUUCCCUUGGCCACUGACGAGGAAGGCCCCAGCCCGGAGAACACCAACAAAGAGGCGGACCAGGAGACUGCGGAGAGGACAGUGUCGGCCUCUGACCUGGCCGACUGUCGGGCCGAGAACUGGCUCCUGAAGAAGAAGCUGGCCGACUAUGAGGUCACCAUCGAGAACCUCGAGCAGCUGGUGAGCAUAAUAGUGGACAAGCAGCACCGGAUCCUCAGCGAAAUGUUCCAGCUGAGCAAGGAAAACCGAGAGCUUCAGACCGAGUGUGAUCUCCAGCGCGAAUACCACUCGAUGGAGCGAAACGCCUUGAUGAAGCAGCUGCAUGAUGUUCAGACCUUAUCGCGAAACCGCAGCUUGGAAUUGAGGCGUGCUGCAUUGGAGGAGGGUGCCAAGGUCCACGUGGAGGCUGCAAAAGAGUCUAGUGCCUCAGAGGAAGAGGGCUCCACUGGGGAGGAGGAGGAGGAGGAGGAGGAGGAGGAGGAUACUGACGAUGACCGGGAGAGUGUCUAUGACAGCUAUGAAGACGAGGCCUCAGCCUCGAAUUCCCGCAGCAGUUCUCCCGGCUCGGAAUCGGGUGACACCGACUCGGAGGCAGAUCGAAGUCUGGCCAGUGACAGCGAACGCGAGAGCGACAGCGAUAGCGAUUGA
Drosophila persimilis is the source of this 721-nucleotide messenger RNA. RefSeq names its product zinc finger CCHC domain-containing protein 10. The transcript is spliced from 3 exons. The coding region runs from base 11 to 721 and encodes 236 amino acids. The record is from RefSeq and is a predicted model, not a curated record. NCBI's taxonomy places the organism in Eukaryota, Metazoa, Arthropoda, Insecta, Diptera, Drosophilidae.